Molecule: messenger RNA, 2568 nt
Organism: Eucalyptus grandis
Lineage: Eukaryota; Viridiplantae; Streptophyta; Magnoliopsida; Myrtales; Myrtaceae
Product: wall-associated receptor kinase-like 20
Exons: 5
Coding region: 1-2568 (855 amino acids)
Biological process (GO): cell surface receptor signaling pathway; protein phosphorylation
Cellular component (GO): plasma membrane
Molecular function (GO): protein serine/threonine kinase activity; polysaccharide binding; ATP binding
Source: RefSeq, a predicted model, not a curated record
AUGAGCAAUACACUUACUCUUGCGAUUGCACUCUUUGCCGGGGCGCUGGUGAUACUAUCAUGCGACAUUUGCAUAGAGGCAACGAUGACCUGCCCGAACUGUGGCAACAUGACCGUCCCUUACCCCUUGAGCACCGGACCAAGCUGUGGCGACCAGUUGUACAAAGUCCGGUGCAGCUUCGGGACGCUGUUCUUCAACGCGCUCAAUGGGUCGUCAUACGUCAUCACAUCCAUCAACCCACAGUCGCAGAGGCUAGUGAUUAGGCCGUCAGAUUUGGUCGACCAUGCUUGCAUGUCGGCCGACUACAGGAGCCAGGGAAUCUACCUCGACCCAAGCCUUCCCUUCAACAUAACCAGCAGCAACACCCUGGUGCUGAUGAAUUGCUCCACUGAAGUGUUGUCAUUGAUUAUAGAUUGUACACCGACCAGCAUAUGCCACGCAUAUCUCAGGGAUAAUCCCCUCGCAGCAGCCUCAUGCAGUAACUUCUCCUUGUGCUGCUCAGUGAAGACAGGCGGGUCCCAGAACGAGUACAGGAUCAGGAUCCGCCAGGACCGAUGCGCGGCUUAUCAGAGCUUCGUUAAUCUGGACUCUUCGCUGCCAGUAAGCAAGUGGGCGGCGUUCAGGGGGGUGGAAUUGGAGUGGGAAUUGCCUCAGGAGCCAUCGUGCAACUCCCAGGUGGAUUGCCAGAACUCGGCCAAUUCGAUGUGCUCAGUGGACCCAGGGAAGGCCGUGCAGAAACGGUGCUUUUGCCAAUCCGGAUUUCGGUGGGAUCCAAUCCCCGGUGUAUGUUACAAUAUCAAGUGUCCAAGACCAGAAGAUUGCAAGAAGCAAAGCAAAAGUCCAUUAAUUGGAGGUUUAACCUUCAGCGCUGCUGCAGUCCUGUUCGGCUUUGCGGUUCUUUUUGCAGUCCACCGGCAGCGCGAGAGCAUCAAGAGGGAAGCACAACUUAGUUUGACCAAAAUGCGUGAAGACAUCCUAAAUGCCAAUUGCAGCGGCAAAGCAGCCAAAAUCUUCACGGGGAAAGAGAUUACAAGAGCCACAAGCAACUUCUCAAGGGAGAACCUCCUUGGUGCUGGUGGCUUCGGUGAGGUCUUCAAGGGCACGCUUGACGACGGAACUGUAAUUGCCGUCAAGCGAGCCAAACUCGGGAAUACAAAGGGAAUAGACCAAAUCCUGAACGAGGUCCGGAUCCUUUGCCAGGUGAAUCACCGGAGCCUGGUGAUAUUGCUGGGUUGCUGUGUGGAUCUCGAGCUGCCUCUUCUAAUUUACGAGUACAUACCUUACGGAAAUCUUUUCGACCAUCUUCACGGUGCAUACAAAUGUAAAUGGGCUCCGCUCACGUGGUACCGUCGGCUCAACAUCGCCCACCAAACAGCCGAGGGACUUGCAUAUCUUCAUACUUCAGCCGUACCGCCCAUUUUCCACAGGGAUAUCAAAUCUAGUAACAUACUACUAGAUGAAAAGCUCGAUGCUAAAGUGUCCGAUUUCGGGUUAUCGAGGUUAGCUGAGACAGAUGCAACUCAUAUCACGACUUGCGCUCAAGGAACACUCGGUUAUCUUGAUCCCGAAUACUAUCUGAAUUUUCAACUUACUGAUAAGAGUGAUGUAUACAGUUUUGGGGUUGUUCUACUGGAGUUGCUGACGUCGAAGAAGGCCAUCGACUUCAAUCGAGACGAGGAAGAUGUAAACUUGGUAAUACAUAUCAAGAAGAUUCUGAAAGAAGAGAGACUGAUGGACGGAGUCGAUCCAGCGAUCAAAGAGGGUGCCACGAAGUUGGAAUUGGAGACUAUGAAGGCACUCGGAUAUCUCGCGUCAUCAUGCUUGGACGAGCGGAGGCAAAACCGCCCCAACAUGAAGGAAGUAGCCGAUGAAAUCGGAUACAUCAUAAGUAUACUUCAAGGAGGCUUGCUCGUGCGGCUGUUCACCGGUUCCGGUGAGGGCGUCGCGGUCGGAGCUCCGGCGAAGGGCAGCAGCGCACGGCAAGGAGCAGCAGCAGCUCGGGGCAGAGGGCAACGCCGGGUCGUCGGAUCGCUGGGUCUGUGGCAUCGGGUCACUGAGCGGAGGUCGCUGUGGUCGGAUAUAGAUGCAGGAGCGGAGCAAAGCGAGCACGGUGGUGCGGUGCGGUGCAGGGAUGCGGACUCGCAGGCGAGAGUUCCGGUGAGAUGGGACAGCGACGACUUCGUGGGUCCGGGGCAGAUCUGCUGGGCGUGGGAGCAGGAGCGUCGCGGGUGGAAGCUCGAGCAGAGGCGGUGGCGCUGCAGGUCGCAGCAGAACCGGCGGCUCCGGCACGGGCUGCAGCGGCUUCGUGGCUCAGGUGAAGAGGCAGGCGCUCGGGCUGCUGCAGGGGCGGCAGAGACCGACGAAAGCUCGAGCCCGGCUUUGGCGGUUGGUAACGACAGCAAACGGUGGCGUCGCGGGUCUCUCUACAGGGGCACGGAGGUGGAGGUGGCGACGCUCGAACGGAGGACUCGGCAGCAGGCUUUGGUGUCGACGACGGCGAGAGCAAGGGGUCCGGAUCUGACGCGGUGGAAGAGGCUCGGUCGGUCGCUCGGUUGCUGCGGGGCGUGA